AAAAGCAGAACUGUUGCUAUGUUGUCAGUUUUUAUGCUAUCUGCAAUUGUUCACGAAUAUAUCGUAGCCAUUUCUCUCAGAUUUAUAUUCCCUCCUUUAUUCACAUUAUUUUACAUAGCUGGUAUUAUAUUCAUUUUUAUGACUCGAAGAAGAACCUCAAACUUCUGGAACUUUUUCCUUUGGUUUACUUUGUUGCUAGGAUAUGGACUUUUACUAGUUUUCUACUCUUUGGAAAUGUCUGCCAGGAUCAACUGCCCGAGGAUUUUAGAUUCUUGGCUAGACUAUGCAGUUCCUCGGUUUCUCCAUUGCAAUGUGAUAUCUUUCCCAGUUUAGCGUAAAAGUUUAGUUAAAAAGCUUUUUAGUAAAAAUAUAACAAUCUAACUCGACCUGUAUUCUAAAUAAAUAGAAUUCCGGACAAUCCACUGAAAAUUUAAUUUUAGAUAUAUGUUUAACAUGUAUUUGGAAAUAGAGUGCCUCUAAUUUUGGGAGACUUAUUUAAGUAAUAUUGUAAAUUAUAAAUUUUCGAAUAUGUCCAAACUUAUUUGAAUAUCAUUAAGAGUGUAUC
Molecule: messenger RNA, 565 nt
Organism: Argiope bruennichi
Lineage: Eukaryota; Metazoa; Arthropoda; Arachnida; Araneae; Araneidae
Product: sterol O-acyltransferase 1-like
Exons: 3
Coding region: 19-333 (104 amino acids)
Source: RefSeq, a predicted model, not a curated record